Messenger RNA from Prunus armeniaca (apricot), 582 nucleotides. Lineage: Eukaryota; Viridiplantae; Streptophyta; Magnoliopsida; Rosales; Rosaceae. The record is from the annotation of a GenBank genome assembly.
AUGUACUGCCUGCCAUUGGCAUUGCCAGCGCCUCUCCAAGUCCAAGCCCACAACAACUCCCGCUUCCAAUCGAAACCCAAACCAAUCAGAGCGAUGAGAGCCGUGGUCCAGCGAGUCGCCUCCGCAAGCGUCGAGGUAGAAGGGCGCACGGUGUCGGAGAUUGGGCCAGGUUUGCUGGUCCUGGUGGGCCUCCACGAGUCCGAUUCCGACUCCGAUGCCGACUACAUAUGCCGGAAGGUGUUGAAUAUGAGGCUGUUCCCAAAUGAAAGCUCCGGCAGAGGAUGGGACCAAAACGUAAUGCAGAGAAAUUAUGAAGUCUUACUGGUGAGCCAGUUUACAUUGUACGGAGUGUUGAAGGGUAACAAGCCAGACUUCCACGUGGCAAUGCCGCCCCAGAAUGCAAAGGCCUUCUAUGCUUCUUUGGUGGAUAGCUUCAGAAAAUCUUACAAACCAGAUGCAGUCAAAGAUGGUGUGUUUGGAGCAAUGAUGAAGGUCAACUUGGUCAAUGAUGGACCAGUCACAAUGCAGAUUGACUCGCAAUCCCCCAAGAACUCAAAUGAUGUGAUAGAAGAACAAUCAUAA